CAUGCGGCUGUACAAUUGAAAGAAUGUCCAAAGCCUUGCAUAAACCCAACGUUCCAUUACACACGCAGCAUUGAUUAGCUGUACGCAUUCUCCAUAUAUAAGUAGUAGUGACUAGCUUUAGCUCGGUGUAUCAAUAUCAAUCCUAACAUUAUGGCACCUUUGUCUACUACAAGGAACCAGCAACCGCAACCGGGGGCACCGGCCUCACCUGCCUCCUCCGAAACCUCCCUCGAAGAACACGGGUGCCUCGAGGCCAAUGUCCUUUCGGUGUACGACCUGCCCUAUCCCGAUGUCAUCCCAAAGGCCGUGACGCUCUCUGUGCGUGGGAUGUUUGUCUCGAGCGGACCUCCCCUGGCCCGGCAAAAGGACCGAAAUUCCUUUCGGUUUGCCCCCGUCAUGCCGGACAAAACAAAGACACAGGGCGGCAGCAAUUCCAUCGGAGCCAGCAAGGCAAAAACCAGCGCUGCCUCGGCCGCGCCCAUUAAGCUUGUGGCCCCACUCCGGGAACUCUACCAAGAGACCCUCAAGAUCCGUGUCGUGUACGAGGAUCCCGAGAAAUGCCUGGAAACCGAGCUGGAUCUGCGCCAGCUCCACAUCCACGAACAAAAGUGGCUGAUCCUCAACCUCGCACCGACGCCACGCCCCGGAACAACACAUGGUAGUAGCAACAACGGCAGCAACGGCAAUGCGAAUACGAGUGAGAGCGCGAUCGUGAAAUCUACAGCAACCAUCCCUUCGGUUGCCGAAGAGGACAUGUCUCCGCCACCGACCAUUCGAAUCAAAUUCAAACUAUCUGGACCGUAAGUAUAGCGGCAGCCUGUUGUUUCCCAUCGUAUUGCCUUUCUGGAAAGGGCCGUGUGGUUUUGUUUUGACGCUUUGCCACAGAAUGCUAAUUUUCACUCGCGGGUUUGCGACUCGUUUUCUUCGUGCACACAUGCAUCGCAUCACAGGUACCGGCCGGAAAUUGCGGCGUUGGUGAAUCUCGCGAGGACAUGGUUUGGCGUCGUGGAUGCCAUCGAGGGAAAGAUUUCCCGGUCGUCCUCGGCCAUGGGAAACAGCCUUCCGAACAUCGGAAUCAACUUUAACAAGAACCUACUGUUGGUGCCCGCGGCCCCAUUUCUGGCCGUGGUGGUGGCGGCGGUCCCGCUCUUGGCGGGGGUUGCCGCUCUGGCCCUGCCUUUUCUCCUGCCCAUCGUAUUGGUGUGUGCGGGACUCUUGGCCACCGUCGCCUUGUCGGGCGGACUUUUGUAUUCCUCUACCUCUACCGGGCGCUCGAAACUGGGAUCGUUGCUGACCCCCCUGGUCGAAACCCUCGUGGUCUCCCGGCCCGGACAGGCACUGGUUUACGACACGGGCCCCAGGCCGACGCCGGUUUCGGUCUGUCGGCAGAUCAUGCCGGACACGAUGUGGGCCAAGCUCUGGAUCAGUCUGCUGAUCGACGCGAUCGGUUCCUCCUCGUAUCUGCUUCCGCUGGCCGGGGAAGGCCUGGAUCUGGCGUGGGCACCGGCCCAGACCGUGCUGAUCAUGGCCAUGUACGAAUCGACGUCUCCCAACCUCAAGUACCUGAGUUUUAUCGAGGAAGCCCUACCMUUUACCGACAUUGUGCCGAGUGCGUGCAUCGGGUGGGCCUGCGAGUUUUUGCCAAAGCUGUGGAAGGACCAUGCCGAGCGAACCAACACCCACGUCGAUCCCGAGGUGACGAGGGCGGUGACGCAACUGGUAACGACCGCCGCCAACGUGGUCCGGACGAGGAACAGCCGGAGCAGCAACCCCACGGCCGUUCCGCCGGCAACGGCCACAAGCGUCUACUGAGUUGAGCCGAGCCGAGCCGAGUUGAAUUGAAUUGAAUUGAAUACCGGAAUGGAAACUCUUCACGCGCGAUCGGAGGGUCGGUUCGUGGAUUGGUUUUCGGAACAAAACAAAUGUACAGUAAUAGCCAUAACAGGUUGAAUGAUUAAAAACGAAUUACCUUC
Pseudo-nitzschia multistriata is the source of this 1973-nucleotide messenger RNA. Lineage: Eukaryota; Bacillariophyta; Bacillariophyceae; Bacillariales; Bacillariaceae. The record is from the annotation of a GenBank genome assembly.